Paramormyrops kingsleyae is the source of this 3558-nucleotide messenger RNA. Its product is annotated as inositol polyphosphate 5-phosphatase K-like. The record is from RefSeq and is a predicted model, not a curated record. Gene Ontology annotation, molecular function: phosphatidylinositol-3,4,5-trisphosphate 5-phosphatase activity; inositol bisphosphate phosphatase activity; phosphatidylinositol-4,5-bisphosphate 5-phosphatase activity. NCBI's taxonomy places the organism in Eukaryota, Metazoa, Chordata, Actinopteri, Osteoglossiformes, Mormyridae. Gene Ontology annotation, biological process: phosphatidylinositol dephosphorylation; negative regulation of glycogen biosynthetic process; negative regulation of phosphatidylinositol 3-kinase/protein kinase B signal transduction. Gene Ontology annotation, cellular component: cytoplasm; ruffle; plasma membrane.
CACACGCUGAGUUUGAUUGCUGCUGCGUUUGCGCUAGUUGGAGAUAAAUAUUUAUGCCGAAGCACCUAAUCUCGCUAUCCUUGCAUGCAUUUCUGGAAUUACUUGGACAAAGUUCGCGGGUAGCAGUUAAUAUCUUGAGCGAUUGCGGGAGUAACAGCUGAUGAGCCAUAGCUGAAGAAUAUAGUGAGGCUGCAAUUUGACUCGCAGUUUUAGUGAAAGAUGAGUAUAUUCUUAUUACUCUCUGACAGAUUCCCAUUCACGCGAGACUUCUUAGCCUUUAACAAAUGCUAUACAUUUAGCUGAAUUUUAUUGGAAAAGCAAGAUAUGUAGCAAUUAUGUAGUUUCCGUUAUCAUUAUUAAAAUGUAAUUUUUCUAUCCAUCUAGCUGUUUGCCAAACUACUGAGAAAGAAUAGUAUAGUCUAAUUUACUUAAUGGCUGGGAAAAUAAUUUGUUUAAUUAACGUGGCUCAAAUAAAUUUAUUUUCUGAAAAUUAAAUGUGUAUUACUCACCACGGGCAAACUGACUGAUGAAUACGAUGUGUUAGUGACUGCAUAUUUUGUUUGUUCCAGCGACCCUGACAAGAAUAAUUAAGUGGUUAGAGGAUGGAUAUUUUGUUUGUUGCUUUUGAAGCUUUUAGGUCUUAGGCCAUCUUAAAAUACUUAAUUGAAAUUGGCAUUGAGACUGAUGGGUAAUAAUGUCACACAAGGUGCCCAGUCAGCUAAUCAUGUGACCUGUUUUGUCAGGUAUGGAUGGAGCGGAGUCCCAGGAAGGUAUUCCCAACUCUGCCAGUAUCCAGCUUCCUGGGCAGUGGGAGACAUACAGGGUACAUGUGGUCACAUGGAAUAUCGGCACGUCAGAACCCCCAGACAAUAUCAGCUCCCUGCUGUACCUGGACUCCCAGGUCACCGCAGACCUCUACGUAAUUGGCCUGCAGGAGGUGAAUGCCAGACUGUUGCAGUUUGUCAUGGAUUUGGUCUUUGAAGAUUCCUGGAGCCACCUCUUCAUGGCCACACUGGGGCCUCUUGGCUAUGUAAAGGUGACCUCUGUGCGCAUGCAGGGUCUGCUCCUGCUGGUCUUCAGCAAGCAGCUCCACCUCCCUUUCAUCAGGGAUCUGCAGACCACCUACACCCGCACUGGGAUCUUCGGGUACUGGGGCAACAAGGGCGGGGUGUCCGCACGGAUCUCCUUUUAUGGACACACGCUGUGCUUCCUUAACUGCCACCUGCUGGCACACAUGAGCUACGCAGCGCAGCGCGUCGAUGAGUUUGAGUACAUCCUGGAUGUGCAGGAGUUUGACACGCAUGACACACCGCAUGUGCUCGACCACGAUUUGCUCUUCUGGUUUGGGGAUCUGAACUUCCGCAUCGACGACCAUGGUCUUCUCUUCCUGCGCUCUGCUAUCACCAGCAAUCGUUUCAGCCUGCUGUGGAACAAGGACCAGCUGCUGAUGAUGAUGAAGAAGGAGGCCUUGCUGCAGGAGUUUAAGGAAGGACCUCUGUACUUUAAACCCACCUACAAGUUUGACAGGUUUUCCCAAAACUACGACACCAGGGCAUCAAAGAUGUGGCUGGGCUUUAAUGGCAAGAGACGGAAACCAGCCUGGACUGAUCGCAUCCUGUGGAGGGUGAAGCCCAGACCCAAGGUGGAGGAAGGGUCCAAAGUGGAAGAGGUGACGAGGAAGCCACUCAGGGAAGACCUCCCCCUUAAGGUGGUGCUGGACACUUACACUUCUGACUGUACCUAUGGUGUCAGCGACCACAAGCCUGUUAUUGGCACCUUUAGUCUUGAGCUGAAGAAGUAUGAGACCCCUCUGGUGCAGGUGUGUGCCGAGGGUGAUUGGAGUGCCACCGGGGGCCCUCUGGUGACAUACAGCAUCCUGGAGCCUUUCUCUGCCAGCACCUGGGACUGGAUUGGCCUCUACAAGGCCAGCUUUAGAAGCGUGUCCGACUACAUUACAUACAUCUGGGUGAAGGGGAUAGAGGUUUCCAGUAGUGAUGAUGUCAUCCAGGUUUACAUGAACAAAGAUGACAUCCCAGUGCUGAAGACAGACUGUGUGCUCUGUUACUAUAGCAGCAAUGCACGCUCCAUCGUGGGCAUCAGUCCGCCCUUUCAGGUGCAUGAGUCUGUGAUGGUCACCGAGGAAGACUUAGCACCCAUGAUAGCCAAUGGGAGGGACAGGAAUGCUGCCAGCUGAGGGUGCACCUGCCCAAACCACCAAUCAGCACCAUCGACCCUGGAAUGGACAGCUGAGCUACGCCCCUCCAAUUGCCACACCCACUCUCUGCUUUUAUUGGUGUCCUAGGGGACCUGUCACUGACAUAAUGUCAGUAUUUUGCCUCUAGAACUACUAUGUUCCAACAGACAUCUUUUAGUUGCAAUUUAUGUUGCUUUUAAUCAUUAUCAUUGCAAUGAUUUAAAAGUCAGUUUAUGUGAAGUAGCUCACAAUUUCACAUUAAUAUUAUGCUAUUAUUAUCUUUUACACAAACUUUCAUUUGGGUAUGAUAUUCUCAGUGGUACAACAGAAAAACCCUUGUGGGAUUUGAAUCAACAGCAAGUAUGUCUGGUUCUUUAAUCACUGCACUGCAUCUUAAUGAGAAACAAGCCUCAAGUCCAUAAAUGAGAGACAAGGGUAUGCGUGUGAUCAGCACUCACUUCCGUCAGCUUAUCUGUCACAGACCUCAGAGGUGUGAAAGAUGUGCAGAGAAAAAUUGGCAGUUGCAGGGAGACAUUUUCAUGAAUCCCAGUUAAAUUAUAAUCACAAGUUUCUAUUCCCACAUAACGAAUGAAAAUUAAAUUUAAUAUUUCAAAGCUGGCUUCUAAUGAUUAAAAUUUUACAUAUAUUUUACAUUUUAUAUGUUUUAUGUUCAUCUUAUCGACUGUACAAGUUAGCUGUCUCAUUGUGCCAGUACAUUUCUGUGUUUGUCAAAUCAAAUCAAAGUUUAUUUGUCAAAUGUACAACAGUGUGGAAAAGAGCGGUAGCGAAAGAUUUUUUUUUGUUUGCUAUGAUUUAAGACUAAUGCGAAUCAAAAAAUGGCAGAAUUUAGUUAUACUGCACACUUGCAGAAUCUCAGUUUAAUGUCAAUGUGAACCUGCAGAAAGUGCUGUUUGUGUUUGUGGACAUUAAAUACAAGCUAUGCCACAGCCAGCAUAAUGGAAGUGUUUUCUUAUCAGGUGUAAAAUAGAGCUUUGAUUCCUGUUAUUCCAAUAUCCAAGAUGCCAGAAGUGUUUCUUUGGAUAUAACCAUGUGUUGAUUGUUAUAUGUGUUAAUUAGAUGAUCCUAACAGCAUUGGUAGCCUCAGAAUCGUACAGAUACUUUGUAUCAGGAGGCCACGGUUGUUACAUCAACCACUGCAGGGCCCUCAGCGUGAUGAAGUGCUUAGCGCUGAUCUGACAAUCACUGGUUAAUUUAAAUGUUGCUUUCCCUGUUAAGUUCAUUUAUUACUAUUUUAUUGUGUCUGUGUUACAAAGGAAAAUUCUAGAAAAUACAUAAAUGAAAAGUCAACACAAAUGUUUAUUGCAUUAUGAUUUUUAUUAAACUUCAUCUUAUCAAACUUAAAA